AAAAAAGUUAAUUGGAAGAAUGACAAAAUCGAAGUAGGCCAUUUGUGAUUUACAUGCUUAGAAAAGCACAGCGACUCCCCACAGUGUAUAAACAGUGCGAAUGUUAAACGGAUAAGCUGGUAAUAUGAUUGUGUUCCAUUCUCCGGUUUCGAAUGAAACUUACAUAAUACAUCACAUGCCAAUUUGUCGAGGAGACGGCAGCGCACGGUGUUGCCAGUGGCAACCUCUCAGUGUUUCUGUAAAAACACUGGUGGGACGAGAUUUAGGGCACAACGCUUGCAAAGGACUUUCGGACCAAACAGACCUAAAUUUAUGCAGCGCGUGCACUAUAGUAUUCUAUGUUUAGGUGGGCUAUAUUGUCACGAUUAUACCUUCAACAAUUAAGUACAGUCUGAGAAUACUUUGAGAUUGCUGAGCGGUUUUCCUUGAACCAGGACGGCAAUAACACAUCCCAUAAGUCUAUUAUUAGUAGACAGCAUGACCGGUGCUCGAACGUCAGGCCGCCUAACUCCAGGCGCUUCACUCCGGCUUCCAAUUAUUCAGCACCCACUGUCAAGGAUGGCAGAUCCGGAGAGCAUCUCCCUCAAGGGCCAUUCCACCAACGGAGCAAAGGAGGCGGCUUUCUGCGGGACGCGACGCGGACGGCCGUUGUCACAUGAGGAAGGGUCUCCUCUGAUUAGGAGUCACACGUCGAAAAGUAAGAGGCUCCCCCGGUUUGAAAAGGAUGCAUGGAUGGAGGAGGAUCGCCAUCCUCUAUCUCCGCCACACAUUCCCGAGGGGGUGAAGGUGACAUCGGCCGCGGACCCCGACAAACCGAGGCUGCCCAUUUUUGGUCAGCGGGCUGCCGCAGGGAGCCGAGCUGAAAGCCUGUCGAGUUGGACCACCUGCAGAACCAGCUUUGCCAUGUGUCCAGGAACUCGACUCCGAAUCCAGGUGGACCAGCUGGAGCAUGAAGUGCGUGAAAGGCUGCGAGGCGGGGGCUCCGCCCACCUGCGACGCCUGUUCAGCAACAACAACCGCAAGGGGCGGGGGCAGAUGGACAGAGACUUGCUGCUCCUGGUUCUCACUAAGUUCCUGGGCCGGUUCAUCAGCGUCAGACAGUUCCGGCAGCUUCUGCUCAGACUCCACCUGGCAGAGAAGCCGGUCAUCACCUACGAGGAGCUGCGUGCGAUUCUGGGGGCACCCGUUGGCACCCAAUCCCAAGAUGCGACUGGACCCAUCCAGCAGCCCACCGGUGCCACCUUGUGGACCUCCUCUCAGGUCCAUUCACUCCUGCGGGGCCCGGAGCGGAACAGAUUUCUGGAUGCAGUAGAAUCAUUACAGUCGAAAGGCAUCGAGGGGCCCAGCUGGAUCACAGCUCCACAGCUGAAGAAGAUUUUGGAAGAACUUGGUCUCUACAUGGAGAGUCGGGACUUCAUGAAGCUGUGGAGGAGAUAUGACGAAAGCGGACUGGGAGCCAUCAAGAUGGAGUCCAUGUGGCAGAAACUUGGAGCCAAUCUCAGGAAGAGGCCAGAUUCUGGUGAAAAUAAAGGCGAACGAGUCUCCAAGGAGGCGGACAGAGCGCAAAACCCCAAGCGGAGCCUGUCCGAAGCCGAGGAGGAGAGGCGGGGCUCCGUGGCUGUGGAGAGAUGGCUGAAGGAGAGAUUUAGGGAGGGCGUCCAGAACCUGAAGGCUGAGUUUGACAAACUGGAUCCUGACAAAACCGGCAAAGUGCAGCCUGACGGUUUCCUGAGGGUGCUACGCAAGUUCAACCUGCACCUGAGGCGGAAACACCUGGGCCUCUUCCUGGCCAGAUGCGGCCUGGAGGUCCAGAGGACUGGCAUCGAUUACCCAGAGUUCCUGAGGCGCUUCCAGGACCGGGGAGAUGAGGGCGUCUUGCAGCGGAUCCUGUCUGACCCGAAGCACAAGUUCCACGAGGAUGGUGGCACUGGUCACGCCUCCUCAGUGACAGUGACUGAGGCCCGGCUUGCCCACCUUUUCCAGUCAGAGUACCUGGGGCUCCUGGAGGCCUUCAGGAGCCUAGACAAGUAUGGCAAGAAGACAGUGAGCCAAGAGGAGUUUCGGGCAGUUUUGGAGAGCAGGUUUCAGCUGGUGAUGACCGACCCCCAGUUUGAACAGCUGCUGGACAGCCUGCCCCUGGAUGAGGACGGAAAUGUCCAGUACGCCCUCUUCAUGGCCCCCUUCGACACCCGGGGUGGAGCAGCAAGUCUCUUUGAAGCCCAGGCCAAGGUGGGCGAGAGCCAGGAGGCGGCCCGGGAGGAGCCAAGGGAGGCAGGCCAGGAUAGGAGUAACGCUGAGCUGUUCAGGAUCAUUAAGAACCUGAUCCGACGGGAUUUCCAGGCACUCCAAGGAUCUUAUGAGCAGAUGGACGCAGCAAACACCCGGCGCAUGAGCCAGGAAACCAUGUUUCAGCUGCUCCGGAAAUUCAACAUCCAGCCCGAAGUGAGCCGGGGGGAAAUCCGGCGCCUCUGGGGGACGCUGCUCACCAACCGGGACCACACGCUGGACUUCCUGCACUUCGUACGGCACUUUGGCCACUCCCCCAAGUCAGCUUGCUUCCCCAACGCCAAGGUUAGUCCGCCCCGGUGGGGGGACGCGGACCGCCGGCGGCGCUCCAGGAAGCUGAACGCUGUCUAUGACAUCCUGACGGACAACGUGCGGGCCAAGGUCGAGCUCUUGCACCACGACCUCCAGGGUGAGUUUGAGGACCUGGACCCUUACAGGACCGGGUUCGUCAGCCGGGAGGAGUUUGGCCACAUCCUCAGAGACCUCUGCUCCCAGCUCACUCGGCACGAAUGCAACAUCCUGGGAGAGAAGUUUGACGUUAACGGCGACGGGAGGGUAUCCUACAUGGAGUUCCUGAAGCCGUUUGCGUCACAAGAGAGGGGGCACCCAUGCGGCUCCAACAUGGCUGUUGUCCUGCACUCCUCCCAGGACUCAGGGGGUCCACCGGCAGAGGAGACCCCUCGGGGGUCCGGCCCGAGGCUGAAGCAGCAGAGGGAGGUUCGGGCACUGCGUAGAGCUUUCCGGAAGCUAGAUGGCACAGGACGCGGCCUCCUGCCCACCACCGAAUUCCGAGCUGUUCUCAAGUUGCACGGACUCGCCCAGGACGACGAGAAGGCGACCAGCAUGCUGGCACCGUACCAGCGGGGGGACAGUGGGCUCGUCGACUACAGCAGGUUCCUGCAGGAGGCGUGCGGGUGGCGAGCAUGCAGGAGCACCGCCGCCAGCGACUCCACCUCCACCCGUACCUCCCUCUGCACCUCCACCUGCACCUCCACCUGCGAAUAGCUGGAAUGCUGCUGCAGUACCAUGCCGGCAUUUCUGUGGAACUUUCCAUCGGUCUUUUCACCUGGUUUGGGUUAUAGGUCUCCGCUUUUACCAGAACUGGUGAGAGAGAAGGGAGAUAUCAGUCUAAAUUCACAUACAUAUAUAGCCUAAGAUAUAUGAUUUUAAUUGCCUGGGUAAUUCCUGAUGCAUGUAUAACCUUAGAUAUCUAAAUUCAGAUACCUUUGUAAACAUUAGAUAUAUACAUUAGUGUAGAUAAAUCUACACUAAAUUCAGGUACAUGUAUAACAUAACCUUAGUGUUCCUUAGCCUAGUGCUGGGGAUCCCCCAGACAGAUCACAUUUUUGCUACCACCCAGCUACCAUGCAGCGCACCUGUCCCAGGUGAUUCCCAUGGUGGAACGGUACCAGCUGCCCUGGAUGCCAUCUGGCUGCCUUCUGCUUAUUAACUUGCCUACCUUUGUGGAAGAUGCUUGACCUAGGGAUGCAGUAAAUAUCUUUGCGUGCUGCAAUGGUGCUCAGGGCCUUGCUGUGUCGGGCGGGGGGUUGCGGGUGGGGCUGUUUCCUCAGCAGCGUGGUAAACACUGCUUGUUUGUAGAAAUAUUUUACAUGACAAUGGGCGGCGGCGCGGCCUUUCUGUCUGCCUGCGCUCUGUACGCUCGCUCAAUCUUUCGUGUCACGCUGAGUGUUUUUUCUUUACUAAACGCUGUGUUCAGGCAUCCUGGGCCUGUGGACGCUUUCACUAUUUCAUUAUUGUCAGUGUAUCCAUCUGUGUAUCACAGCGAGCCCCCAUCCCCCAGCAACACCACCCUGCACCCAUCUCUCUAUCAGGGAUUAUCUGUGUGAACGUCCCGCCCGUGGACACCAGCACCGUGGGCUGUCACAUGCGGGAACAUGUUGUGAAUGAGAGAGUGCCACUCUGCCUGGUGAUGCCAAGGAACACCGCUCACAGGGAGGGAUGGCCAGCAUGGACACCGGGCUCCAUAGCCUAGCCCAGAAGAGAUGACGAGAUCCUGAGCUCCAGCGAGGCCUGGAGCUCCUUUAAAUCCUGAUCUGCAGUGAGGCCUGGAGCUCCUUCAGAUCCUGAUCUGCAGUGAGGCCUGGAGCUCCUUCAGAUCCUGAUCUGCAGUGAGGCCUGGAGCUCCUUCAGAUCCUGAUCUGCAGCGAGGCCUGGAGCUCCUUCAGAUCCUGAUCUGCAGUGAGGCCUGGAGCUCCUUCAGAUCCUGAUCUGCAGUGAGGCCUGGAGCUCCUUCAGGCCCUGAUCUCCAGUGAGGCCUAGAGCUCCUUCAGGCCCUGAUCUCUAGUGAGGCCUGGAGCUCCUUCAGGCCAUGAUCUCCAGUGAGGCCUGGAGCACCUUCGGGCUCUGAUCUCCAGUGUGGCCUGGAGCUCCUUUAGAUACUGAUCUCCAAUGAGGCCUGGAGCUCCUUCAGAUCGUGAUCUGCAAUGAGGCCUGGAGCUCCUUCAGAUCCUGAUCUGCAGCGAGGCCUGGAGCUCCUUCAGAUCCUGAUCUGCAGCGAGGCCUGGAGCUCCUUCAGAUCCUGAUCUGCAGCGAGGCCUGGAGCUCCUUCAGAUCCUGAUCUGCAGUGAGGCCUGGAGCUCCUUCAGAUCCUGAUCUGCAGUGAGGCCUGGAGCUCCUUCAGGCCCUGAUCUCCAGUGAGGCCUAGAGCUCCUUCAGGCCCUGAUCUCUAGUGAGGCCUGGAGCUCCUUCAGGCCAUGAUCUCCAGUGAGGCCUGGAGCACCUUCGGGCUCUGAUCUCCAGUGAGGCCUGGAGCACCUUCAGGCUCUGAUAUCCAAUGAGGCCUGGAGUUGUUUCAGGCUCUGAUCUCCAGUGAGGCCUGGAGCUCCUUUAGGUGCUGAUCUCCAGCAAGGCCCUGAUGUCCAGUGAGUCCUGGAGCUUCUUCAGGCACUGAUCUCCAGCGAGGCCCUGAUCUCCAGUGAGGCCUGGAGCUCCAAUGACUGGCUUUGUUCCUUCGUUGCUACAGCGGCCUUUGAUUUCCUGGGGGUGAUCACAUUUAUUCUUGCCCAGUCAAGGAUGAAGCCCAAGGAAGCAGAGAUUGUCCCCUUUCAAAGCCGCCACAAUGGCACAGCCCCGGCAAAACCCACUCCGAGUUUUUACUGUUUUGUGCUGGCGCUCGCUUGGAAACUGAUACUAUACAACUUACUUAAAGAUGCGGCAGAGGGACGGAGUGGGGGUGAAUUCGGGCAUUGUGGGCAAUGGGCAGCACAUUUUAGCCAAAAGUUACAACGACUCGGGUCCCUCCUGGCUUAACGCAUUUUUAAUCUUUUGGAAAGUAACACUAUUUGCCAACAGUUCAACUUUUAGCCAGAAGUUUGAAAAAUGGGUCCCUUUCGACUGAGGGAUUUUUCGUAUGGGCAAGGGAGGGGGUUGGAGGGCCAAAUCAGUGCCCUUUCUUUGGUACCAUUGUAAAGUCCGAGGGCGGGUUUAUCCUGUACAGUUUAAAGAGCAGAAUCACGGCUUCCAACAUUAGAUAAACAAAGACUGUCAUGGAUCACUGAAAGUUUGUAAAAUGACAUGUAAAUGAGCGGAAUGGUACCAAAGGUGGCCGUCCCGUUUCAGACCUUAAUCCCAGCUAACAGGAAGAAUGCUCUGCCUAAUUUGCCUAAAUAUAUGGAAAUGUCACAGCCUGAAAAAGGUUGUGGGCUAAAAAUCUUUCUCCAACCGCAAGAUUAUGGGUUUUUUUUCGUGUCCAUAACUGCUAAAUUUUACUGGUAAUCCUGACAAACAUUUACUGAAAAAUAAUACGCAGAAACCUCACCCCGCCCCCCCAAAAAAAACGUGGUAUUGACCUAUUCACUUCAUUAUCACAGCACGAUUCAGAUUAAUGCACGCCCCUUACUUACUUUCAUAUAAAUCUUUUCGCGUGUCUCCCGUUCGGCUCCGCGGUUACUGCCGCUCACUGGCUCAAAAUCACAAGAAGCUAAUGUGUUGAGUGAAUCGGUAAUGAAGAAAAAGGAAGUUAAACUUAUGCUGUGAUAACUCUGGUCAGGAGGCGGGUCCCCGGGGAUCGGGUUAGGGGGAGGGCUGUGGUUGUUUAAAUUUACAAAGUGGGGAUCGUUUGGAGAUGACCUCGGUAAACAAUGUUUCGCGGAUCCUUUCUGUUGAAACACAGGGAUUAAGGCUGCUUCCCCGAGUACUGACAAAUCUGAUUUUUUUUUUAUUUGCAUUCCAUUUAAAUAUAGGUGGAGAGAAACGUGGGAAGACUUAGAAAAUGUCUGCAAACGGGACACGGACCCUCUGCGAAGUCCCAUGUAAAUAUUACGAAAUAUGACUUUGAAAAUUGUACCUAGGUGUGAAUUUGAGUGUGAUCUACCAUGGGCUGGUGCCGCGUCCUGUGAUAUUACCUGCCUGGCACCUCUUGUUUCCGGAAUAGGCUCCGGAUCCCCCCAAUCCCUGCAAAGGAUAAGCGUGUUUGGAAAAUGGAAACGUUAUUUUGAAUAAUUUAGUUCGCUAUAUGUAGACGUUUUACUGUUGGUGCCGUUAUUUGUGUUGAAUUUUAAGGUACUGUUGAAUAUCAUUAACGUUUUUCCAUAUUGUGAAGUGUAAAAACAUUAAUGUUUUUUUCUUUCAUAAAUCUUCUAAUAUACUCGCUACUUGUAAACGA
Messenger RNA from Brienomyrus brachyistius, 6910 nucleotides. Its product is annotated as EF-hand calcium-binding domain-containing protein 6. Bases 478 to 3291 code for a protein of 937 amino acids. Lineage: Eukaryota; Metazoa; Chordata; Actinopteri; Osteoglossiformes; Mormyridae. The transcript is spliced from 18 exons. The record is from RefSeq and is a predicted model, not a curated record. Gene Ontology annotation, molecular function: calcium ion binding.